AUGACAUCCCCAAACAACCCCCCAGACCACAAAGCCCUCAUGGCCCAAGCCCUGACCCUCGCCAGAUCCUCGCCGUGCCUACCCACAAACUACCGCGUCGGCGCUUUGCUAGUCGACCCAUCCCCUUCCACAGCAUCAUCACAAGAACCCUCCACCCCCUCCUCCCCCACAGUCCUCGCAACAGGCUACACCCUCGAGCUCCCAGGCAACACCCACGCGGAGCAGUGCUGCAUCGCCAAGGUCUCCUCGCCAGCAGCCGACGCACCACCCAGCACCGAGCUCCCAGGCGACCAGCAAAUACAGCAACUAGCCCUGCCCAGGGGCCGGCUGGCCCUGUACACGACCAUGGAGCCGUGCGUGGAGCGCCUGAGCGGCAACCUGCCGUGCGUGCAGCGCAUCCUCGCCUACCGGGACUUUAUCACCGACGUUUAUGUGGGCGUGCUCGAGCCCGACACCUUUGUCAAGGGCAACUCGGGCCGCGCCGUGCUAGAGGCCGCUGGUGUCAAGGUGCAUCACGUCGUUGGUCUCGAGGAUGAGAUUCUCGAGGUUGCAACCGCCGGCCAUACUCGCCCUGCCCCCGGGCCGUAG
This is a messenger RNA of Pyricularia oryzae 70-15, 588 nucleotides long. Its product is annotated as cytidine and deoxycytidylate deaminase zinc-binding domain-containing protein. The transcript has a single exon. Lineage: Eukaryota; Fungi; Ascomycota; Sordariomycetes; Magnaporthales; Pyriculariaceae. The record is from RefSeq and is a predicted model, not a curated record. The coding region runs from base 1 to 588 and encodes 195 amino acids. Gene Ontology annotation, molecular function: catalytic activity.